AUGGCUGUACCGGCUGGGCAGAGACCGCGGAAAGCGCUCGUGAUGUACCCAGAGUCGCAGCGCUACGUCGUCGACUCGCUUCGCUCAGCGUUCGCGCAACGCUUGCCCGACUGGACUUUCAUCUCUCAGGAGGACGAACUCGACGGCGACAAGCCAGACCUGCAGUUCUGCGACUACGAUGCACUCAACUUUGAAUGGGCAAUGGUUGAGCGCACCCUGCUCAACUCGUAUGUGAUCAGGAAAGGCCUCAUUCGCAAAUCCAACCUCGCGCACACGAUCGCCCUGUACCUCUCGAAGAAGCCUGACUCUCCCCUGCGCCAAGCUACGCCCAAAACUUUCCACUUUUCGUGCUCGUUUGCCGACGAACUCGACGAGCUUCUCAUGGACGACCUGUACGAGGUCGAGCAGUCUUUUGCCGAGGCGGAGAAUGGCGGAGAGGAGAAGUGGUGGAUCUUGAAGGCGGCGCUGGCGGACAAGGGCAACGGAAUUCGGCUGUUCUCGUCACGGGAAAUGCUCGAGAAUAUCUUCCGGGAGUUUGAGCCGGAGAGCGAUGAUGAGGAAGACGAGGAGGAAGAGGGGGAGGGGCAGACCGAGGGCAUAUCGCGAGCGGCGAUGUUUGGUGCGGACACUCGGGUGGAUGCGACGCAGCUGCGAGAAUGGGUCAUCCAGGAAUACAUCUCCUCACCAUUGCUGCUCGACCCCGCGCCCAACUCGAACGAGCGAGGGACAAAGUUCCACCUUCGAGUCUACGUUCUCGCCGUCGGCGGUCUCACCGUCUACGUCCACCACCCUUUCCUCGCCCUCUUCGCCUCGUCGCCCUAUUCUCCUCCUUCUCUUGACGAGGAAGCCGAGCGAACAGGCGAGUUCGACUUGUCGGCACACCUCACGAAUACUUGCCUCCAGACGAGCGUGCUGGGCGAAAAGGCACCGACGGUCUCGGUCAGUACGCUGCAGGGCAUGGCGGACAAGGUCAUCCUGGGCGGGCCACACGAGGGCGAGAAGCUGGGCGAAGAGAGGAUAGCGAAGAUUGAGGAGGACGUGCGAGAAACGAUCGCUGAGGUGUUCAAGGCGGCAGUCGGUGCGGGCUCGUCUUUCCAGGUCCUUCCGAACGCCUUCGAGAUCUUCGGUGUCGACUUGCUCGUCGACGACCGUUUCCAAGUCUCGCUUCUAGAGAUCAACGCCUGUCCCGACUUCAGCCAGACCGGCUCGGAGCUGCAGAGCAUCAUCGACCACCUCUUCGCCUGCACCCUCGACAUCGCCGUCAAGCCCUUCUUUGCUCAGCAAGAUUCGAAGGCGUCAUAUCAAGACGAACUGGUAGACACGUUCGAGCGAUUAGACGUUGGCGGGAGUCGUGGGCUGAAGGAGGUCUUGCGAAUGCAAGUCAGGAAGGCUUUCUGA
This is a messenger RNA of Rhodotorula toruloides NP11, 1398 nucleotides long. Its product is annotated as tubulin-tyrosine ligase. The coding region runs from base 1 to 1398 and encodes 465 amino acids. Lineage: Eukaryota; Fungi; Basidiomycota; Microbotryomycetes; Sporidiobolales; Sporidiobolaceae. Gene Ontology annotation, cellular component: P-body. The transcript is spliced from 5 exons. Gene Ontology annotation, biological process: protein modification process. The record is from RefSeq and is a predicted model, not a curated record.